Messenger RNA from Entelurus aequoreus (snake pipefish), 2552 nucleotides. It is a transcript of the gene vps45, whose product is annotated as vacuolar protein sorting 45 homolog. The transcript has 15 exons. Bases 147 to 1853 code for a protein of 568 amino acids. Gene Ontology annotation, biological process: vesicle-mediated transport; intracellular protein transport. The record is from RefSeq and is a predicted model, not a curated record. Gene Ontology annotation, cellular component: Golgi membrane. NCBI's taxonomy places the organism in Eukaryota, Metazoa, Chordata, Actinopteri, Syngnathiformes, Syngnathidae.
ACGCACAAGUUGACGUCAUCGUCAACACGGAAGUAGUCGGGUGGCGUCGUUUUAACAGCUACUGGAGGCUUUGUAGGCGAAUUAACGGCUUUUGUUCGUUUUACACUUUUGCUUUCAGCGGUUGUUGUCGAACCAGCGUGGAAGCCAUGAACGUGACGCUGGCGGUGAAACAAUACAUCUCCAAGAUGAUCGAGGACAGCGGGGCAGGGAUGAAAGUGCUGCUCAUGGACAAGGAGACGACCAGCAUAGUGAGUAUGGUGUACACACAAUCUGAGAUCCUGCAGAAGGAGGUCUACCUCUUUGAGCGCAUUGACUCUCAAAACAGAGAAAGUAUGAAACACUUAAAGGCCAUCUGCUUCCUCAGACCGACUAAGGAGAACGUGGAACAUCUCAUUCAGGAGCUGAGGAGACCAAAGUACAGUGUCUACUUCAUCUACUUCAGUAAUGUGAUCAGUAAGAGUGAGAUCAAAGCUCUCGCUGAGGCUGACGAACAGGAAGUGGUCGCUGAAGUGCAGGAGUUUUACGGAGACUUCAUUGCUGUCAAUCCUCACCUGUUCUCCCUCAACCUGCAGGGCGUGGUCAGGGGGCGGAGCUGGGAGCCAUCCAUGUUGUCCCGCUGCACGCAGGGCCUGACCUCCGUCCUGCUGGCCCUUAAGAAAUGUCCUAUGAUCCGCUACCAGCUGUCCUCAGACAUGUCCAAACGUCUGGCCGAGAGCGUUAAGCAAAUCAUCACCAAGGAGUACGAGCUGUUCGACUUCAGGAAGACUGAAGUCCCGCCCCUGUUGCUCAUCCUGGACCGCAGUGAUGACGCCAUCACGCCACUGCUCAACCAAUGGACCUACCAGGCCAUGGUGCACGAGCUGCUGGGUAUUAACAACAACCGCAUCGACCUGUCCAGAGUUCCCGGCAUCAGCAAAGACCUGCGUGAGGUGGUCCUGUCCGCCGAAAAUGAUGAGUUCUACGCUAACAACCUGUACUUGAACUUUGGCGAGAUUGGCACCAACAUCAAGAACCUGAUGGAGGACUUUCAGAAGAAAAGACCAAAAGGCCAGCAGAAGCUGGAGUCUAUCUCUGACAUGAAGGCGUUCGUGGACAAUUACCCCCAAUUUAAGAAGAUGUCAGGCACCGUGUCCAAACACGUGACUGUGGUGGGCGAGCUGUCCCGCCUGGUGUCAGAGCGUCACCUGAUGGAGGUGUCUGAGGUGGAGCAGGAGCUGGCAGGUCAGAACGACCACUCCAGCGCUCAGCAGAGCGUGCGUCGCCUGCUUCAGAACCCCCGCGUGUCUGAGCUGGACGCCGUUCGUUUGGUCAUGCUCUACGCUCUCAGGUACGAGCGCCACAGCAGCAGCAUUCUUCCCGCUCUCAUAGAGGAGCUGAGCCGAAGGGGCGUGUCAGAUCGCCACCGCAAGAUGGUGUCAUGUAUGGUGGAGUACGGCGGGAAGCGUGUAAGAGGAAGUGACCUCAUCACGCCAACAGAUGCUGUGGCCAUCACCAAGCAGUUUUUCAAAGGCCUCAAGGGUGUGGAGAACGUGUACACACAACAUCAGCCUCUUCUUCACGACACUUUGGAUCAGCUAGUCAAAGGACGCCUAAAAGACAGUCAGUUUCCUUAUCUUGGAGCCAGCAGCCUCAGAGACAGACCCCAGGACAUAGUGGUGUUUGUGAUCGGAGGUGCCACUUACGAAGAAGCUCUGACUGUUUACAACAUGAACCGCAGCACGCCGGGUGUACGCAUGGUGCUGGGAGGAAGCAGCGUACUCAACACUAAGAGUUUCCUGGAGGAAGUGAUGUCCGCGAUGAGUAGCAGCAGCGACAAAGCCUAUGGCGGCGGUCGCCGUAGCAACCGACACUGAACACCCACGAACACAAAAGCGACAUUCCUCGUUGUCGUGAAAUAGUGUCUCUAAUGGCUGAAAAGCAAAUAUUCUUGUAUUUAUCAUUUUUUGUGUUUAUUUAAUGUGAAUCAAUGACAAAAUUUCACAUUGUUUAAGUGCAAUGUAUAGGUGAUUUUAUUUGUAUUUUUAGGGCUGUCAUAAUUAACGCAGUAAUAACGACGUAAAAAAAAAAUCCUCUAAUGGCACUUUUUUUUCUCCAUAGAUACGUAUAUCAAUUGAAAAUUAUAGAACGGAACACAAUUUCUGGCAGGCUGAAAUUAUAUGUAUAUUCCCCUUAUAACAUGUUCUGGUUAAUAAUACUCCAUAAAGAGUGUUUAACAGGCUGAUCACAUUGCUGUAUUACUGCAGCAAUAUGAAUACCUUUAACUUAUACAACGCAUAACAUACAGAAUAUCAAAAGCAUUUAUUUAGGUACAAUAUCACAGAUUGUGUUGUUAAUGCGCCAAAAUGGCAUGUAAACAGAAGUGUAGCUCCACCCCUUUAAUGCGAGCGCUCUAGCAGCCGGGGAUACAAAAUCUGGCAUGACACCGGGGCACUGCAGAUAAUAUUUUUUAACUUCAGUUAAAAAGUGUCUGUGUCAAUUUUGUGUUGAGCUGUUUUUAAAAAGCAUAAUGUUUAAUAAACAUUUCAAUAAAGCAAACAAAUUGUCCUCACCCA